This is a messenger RNA of Coregonus sp. 'balchen', 5064 nucleotides long. The record is from the annotation of a GenBank genome assembly. Lineage: Eukaryota; Metazoa; Chordata; Actinopteri; Salmoniformes; Salmonidae.
AUGUUCACGCCGGAGUGCAAGUUUAAGGAGUCGGUGUUUGAGAAUUACUACGUCAUCUACUCGUCCACUGUGUACCGGCAGCAGGAGUCCGGUCGGGCCUGGUUCCUGGGCCUCACCAAGGAAGGCCAGGUCAUGAAGGGGAACAGGGUCAAGAAGACCAAGCCCUCCUCACACUUUGUCCCCAGGCCCAUUGAAGGUAAGGCAUCUGAAUGUGUCGGUCAUCUCAUCUGUGUUGUUGUUUUUUUUGCAGGUUCCGAUCACCUGGAGUAAGCCGAUUAAAGCCCUGUAUGGUGAAAUCAGGGGUCUCGUUUAUAAAAUGUUCUCACGCACAGAUUUGAUCGUACAUUGUGCGUACGAUGAAAUCCACACGGUAACAUUGGGAUUUAUAAAUCUUGAACUUCACAUUGGAAAUUUCAUGAGUUACUUGGAUUUUUGCAUGAAAUGUCAUGAUUUAUAAAUGAAACAUGCUUCUAUGUGUUAUAUACAACAUUAGCAGUGUAUACACAUUUGACAAAAUUGCGUUUCCUCACACUGGCGAAAAAAUGUUCCUCAUGCCAAAUUGCAGUAUAAAACGUUUUAUAAACAAGGCCCCUGGGAGAUAGUGUUGGACCUAUGUUGUCAAAUCAUUUAGCUGCUUUUGAUUUACAUUGGAACCAAUGGAACCAAUGGAAUACUCACAAAAGUGGAUAAUGUUUUAUAAUUAUGUCCAGUAAUAAAUCAUUUCAUAAGGUAUUUAGAAAUGGUCUGCCCACCAUUUUUGUAAAUUUUUUAUUCACACAUUUUUAAAUAUCAGUAAGAUAGUUACUUUUUAAAGGUCCAAUGCAGACGUUGUUUUUAUAUCUCAAUAUCGAAUCAUUUCUGGUACCUUGCUGUGAUUGUUUUCCAUUACAAUAGUCAAAAAGAGAGCAAGAAAAGCUUCUUAGCAAAAAACCAUUUCUCAAGAAAGAAUUUAGCUAGGACUGCCUGGGAGGGGUUUGAGUGGGGAGGGGAAAACUGAAAAUGAGCUGUUAUUGGCAGAGGUUUGGAAUUCUCUUUCUUAUUGGUCUAUUAACUAAUUUACUGCAUGGUGAUGGCAUUUACACCAUGGAUGUCAUCAAAACUCCCUCCCGCCAAAACAGCUGUUACACUGAAAGGGCAUUAUCAUCAUUUUCACAAUUUCACAGUAUUAUUUCCAACGUCAGAGUGUGGAAAUAUAUCUAAAGCACAGGAAAAUGACGUUUUUAGAGUGUGGAAAUAUAUCUAAAGCACAGGAAAAUGACGUUUUUGGACUGCACUGGGCCUUUUAAAUGAUUUAUUGCUGGUUUAUAAGAUAAUGUAUAAGCUGUUUAAUAUAGAUACUUAUCUACAUUAGACUAAAGUAUAGUUCUUAAGAAGCACUAUACUUUAUAAACUGUGUAUAAAGGACCUGAGUAACUACUCUUAAAAACCUGGACAAUGCCAUUAGUAGGCAUCCCAGCAGUACCUUAUACUCCACCAAGGUCUCAAAAUGACCUAAAACCAGGGGUUGGAACUGGUUCAGGGAACAGAACAGAAAACCGGAAAAUAACAGAAUCUUUCAAGAAACCAGAACCAGAACCGAGAACGAAAGUGAUCUAUACUCUUCCGGAACAGAACCGUAUUUUAAAAGCAUGGGAACCGGUUAAUAACGUUAUUUUACGUUCUGGGUAUUUUUUUUCCAGUCCCACAAAAAAAAUGCAACAAAGCGCCAUACGCAAAACUCUCACCUGAGUAUGGUUACAUGCGCACAAUAAUGUGAUUAUUGUGAAUAGUCAGAUUAAUAUAAUAAUUUGAUUAAAAUGUUUACAUGCUUUGCAAGAAAAAUGAUUUCCCUAUUAAUCCUGUUUACAUGGACACAUCUGAAAUCCGGCUACCUGAUGGCACUGAUAAAUGCAGAAGAUCUGCAAUCAAAAUAGACGUUCUACCACAGCGACCAUGUUAUUUUUGGGAAGCAUAUUUGAUUCUGAAUUCGGACAUAUACAGUUUGUAUGCGAAAACUACUUCUAAGACGCAUACAUUCAGUUGUUCCAAACACACUUCUCUCGUGCUAAAGAGGGAGGCUCGCUGGGCUGGUGGUAGCACAUGAGCAGAUCAAAUACACCGCUGGAACGCCAUUUAAGGCGUUUACAUGUAAUUCAAAGAUUGCUCAGAAAACCAGGUGUUUUAAUCACCGUAUGCUUACUUUGAUUUUGAUCUUAUACCAAUUUAAGAUAAGCAGAGGAAGGUGGUUACAUUACUAUUGCAUAAUCUGUCUACUGCCAUAAAUCAGUUUAAUAUUGAAUUAUACCACAACAUUGUUGAAUACUCGUUUCUGAUUGGCUAGAAGGGCAUUCUAAAAUGGACAUUAAAAGCAGAUAACAGGACAGUUGGAAAAUAUAUUGGGACACCUUGCAAUCAUGACGCAAUAUGCGCUGACAUUACAGGCGUGAUUCAGAAAUUAGGGAGAGAGAUUUUUCGUUAGAGAACAAUGGAUUAACUUUUUCAAUAUCAGUUAAGGAUACUAUAGUCAUCACGUUUCACAUUGGAUUUAUUAACUACAAAAAGGUAAGACGUGUUUUUAUUUGAAUUCUGGUGCCUCUCUGCACACACAGCUUGUUAGCUAGCUCUGGUCUAGCUCUUAAACUCAAAGUGGCAUUAUGUGUAAUGUAAUGGAACUGAGAGUCAUGAUCAAGGGCUAGCUCUGGUCCAAUGUGAGUUAUGCCAACUCUCUGAAGUUCAAAGACAUUCAAAGUUCCUUCAUACAGUGAGGGAAAAAAGUAUUUGAUCCCCUGCUGAUUUUGUACGUUGGCCCACUGACAAAGACAUGAUCAGUCUAUAAUUUUAAUGGUAGGUUUAUUUGAACAGUGAGAGACAGAAUAACAACAAAAACAUCCAGAAAAACGCAUGUCAAAAAUGUUAUAAAUUGAUUUGCAUUUUAAUGAGGGAAAUAAGUAUUUGACCCCCUCUUAAUCAGAAAGAUAUCUGGCUCCCAGGUGUCUUUUAUACAGGUAACGAGCUGAGAUUAGGAGCACACUCUUAAAGGGAGUGCUCCUAAUCUCAGUUUUUUACCUGUAUAAAAUACACCUAUCCACAGAAGCAAUCAAUCAAUCAGAUUCCAAACUCUCCACUAUGGCCAAGACCAAAGAGCUCUCCAAGGAUGUCAGGGACAAGAUUGUAGACCUACACAAGGCUGGAAUGGGCAACAAGACCAUCGCCAAGCAGCUUGGUGAGAAGGUGACAACAGUUGGUGCGAUUAUUCACAAAUGGAAGAAACACAAAAUAACUGUCAAUCUCCCUCGGCCUGGGGCUCCAUGCAAGAUCUCACCUCGUGGAGUUGCAAUGAUCAUGAGAACGGUGAGGAAUCAGCCCAGAACUACACGGGAGGAUCUUGUCAAUGAUCUCAAGGCAGCUGGGACCAUAGUCACCAAGAAAACAAUUGGUAACACACUACGCCGUGAAGGACUGAAAUCCUGCAGCGCCCGCAAGGUCCCCCUGCUCAAGAAAACACAUAUACAGGGCCGUCUGAAGUUUGCCAAUGAACAUCUGAAUGAUUCAGAGGAGAACUGGGUGAAAGUGUUGUGGUCAGAUGAGACCAAAAUCAAGCUCUUUUUUAUCAACUCAACUCGCCGUGUUUGGAGGAGGAGGAAUGCUGCCUAUGACCCCAAGAACACCAUCCCCACCGUCAAACAUGGAGGUGAAAACAUUAUGCUUUGGGGGGGGGGGGUUUCUGCUAAGGGGACAGGACAACUUCACUGCAUCAAAGGGACGAUGGACGGGGCCAUGUACCGUCAAAUCUUGGGUGAGAACCUCCUUCCCUCAGCCAGGGCAUUGAAAAUGGGUCGUGGAUGGGUAUUUCAGCAUGACAAUGACCCAAAACACACAGCCAAGGCAACAAAGGAGUGGCUCAAGAAGAAGCACAUUAAGGUCCUGGAGUGGCCUAGCCAGUCUCCAGACCUUAAUCCCAUAGAAAAUCUGUGGAGGGAGCUGAAGGUUCGAGUUGCCAAACGUCAGGUUCGAAACCUUAAUGACUUGGAGAAGAUCUGCAAAGAGGAGUGGGACAAAAUCCCUCCUGAGAUGUGUGCAAACCUUGUGGCCAACUACAAGAAAGAUCUGACCUCUGUGAUUGCCAACAAGGGUUUUGCCACCAAGUACUAAGUCAUGUUUUGCAGAGGGGUCAAAUACUUAAUUCCCUCAUUAAAAUGCAAAUCAAUUUAUAACAUUUUUGACAUGCGUUUUUCUGGAUUGUUUUUGUUGUUAUUCUGUCUCUCACUGUUCAAAUAAACCUACCAUUAAAAUUAUAGACUGAUCAUGUCUUUGUCAGUGGGCCAACGUACAAAAUCAGCAGGGGAUCAAAUACUUUUUUCCCUCACUGUAGAAGCCACUCCCUUCGUAGGUAUAAUUCUGUGUGCCUAAUUCAGAUAAUGCAUGUCAUAACAACAAGAUGCCCAGCGCUCUCCUCACCCGCAAAAUGUCAGCCCUACACUACACUUGUCUGUCUAAUGUAUAUACGUAGCUUACCCGCUCCAUAGCAAGCUGUUCUAUCCAUUGGUGAAGUAAUUUAAUGUCGAGCUAAAUGUUUAAAAAACUUGAUUUAAGAGGUUUAAAAAUGAACAGAAAGGAGCAAUAUAAAUUGUUAUUUGUUUGGGGUUCGAAUCGGUUCAGAACUUUCUUUUGCUGGUCAGAGCAGUGGAACAGAACUAAAUAUUAUCGGUUCCAACCCCUGCUUACAACAUAUCAAUGGAGAAAAACUAAGCACCCAACACAGGACGUUGAAUAUUUAAGGAAAUGUAUUCAAUAUUUUAUUUCAGAACAGGUUCCAUGAGCAACUUCAUACACUCUGUGGGAGUCCCUGAGCUCGAUCUGACUUUGUCUCUCUGUCUGCCCAUCUAUCUCCUCAUUAUUUAUCCUCCAUGUUCCCCUCUGCUUCCUGCUUCCUGCUUCCUGCUUCGUCCUCUACUACAUACACUGUCUGCAGUGUGUAUGUACAGGGAGCCAUCGCUGCAUGAGAUCGAGGAGAAACAGCGCUCCAGGAAGAACUCAGGGACUCCCACCAUGAACGGAGGGAAAGCUGUCAACCAGAAUUCCUAG